UCCUGAAUCAGCAACACAGGAAGGAAGCGGCCGGCUGCACUGCGCUGCCGUGAUGCUGGCGAGCUGAGAGAGGCGGCGUGUGUCCUCACCUCCGGCCGCCCCUUCGCCUGGCAACUUUCUGCAGGGACCAAGGCGAUCCCCGAGCCGGGACAGGAGGGGCCGGGCUCGGUCUCACACAGGUGGACCCGGGCCAAUGGAUCCCGUCCCGCUCAGCGAGGACGAGAUGGCCGAGAUCAAGAAGGAAGCUCUGGAAAAAUUGCGGCCCUACCUGUGCGACAAACUUAUUGCCGAACGGCACUUCGAUUACUUGCGAGCGAAGAAGAUCCUGUCCAAGGAAGACACGGAGGAGAUUUCCUACCAGGUAUCGAGCAGGCGAAAGGCAGGAAAAUUCCUGGACCAUCUAACGGAAAACCCCAAGGGCCUAGACACGCUGAUCAGUUCCAUCCGACGGGAAGGAACGCAGAACUUCCUGGUGCAGAAAAUCACAGAUGAAGUUCAGAAAAUUAAAAAUGAGAAACUGUUCCAGAAAGGAGUCUUUUCGAGUAGCUGUGAGGCAGUAGAAGACACGUCUAAAACAAACAACCUCUCCAGGUUCUCCUCGACAGACUCCAACAGUUCGAAGGGGAUGGAAGCAAAUAUCCUGUUUCACCCGGAGGGAGAGUUCAGCCCUGAGCCGUCAGCCUCGUCCAUUCUCUCUCCUUUGGAUCUCCAGUCCACCUUGUCACUGGAGAAGGCAGCAAUGAUGAGCAACAUGGAGACCAUGGCCACGACAUUAACUCUGCCCAGACCAGGGGAACCCGGAGCUCCCCCUCUUCCUCCCGAACUCCAGACUGAAUCCGCGGGGACCUGUAGCAAUCCCAGUGACUCUGAAUUUUUGCCCCUGAGGUCCCGCUCUCCAUGACCUGUCACUGCCGCAACCAAGGCAGAGAUCUUCCAAAACUCUGCUGUAGAUUUUGUGUUGGAAGUAUACGGAUAUGGAAGGGUGAGAUGGCAUCAUUCUAACUCUUACGGUAUUAUCUAUGUCUUCGUUGUACUCUGGUUCAGAACUGAUUUGUUUUGUGAUGUUGCUUAAUUUCUUUCUUCUACUUUGGGAUCAGUUGUACUGUGGGCCAACGACUGCAGUUAGGGCUGCCUGCACACGUCCUUACUGGGAAGGUCAGCUCGACACUGCUCUGAAGCAAAGUUCCCUGGCUUUUGGGGUUUCAAGAGCAGGAUAUGUGUACAUGGUGUCUCAUCACCACAAGGUCUUUCCCAUGUCUACAAGGCUUCAGGGUGUGAUGGAAUGUUCCCCAGCUCCCUAGAUCAGUGUAGCACCAACAACUAAAGAAACUCAAUACUAUCCAGGACAAAGCAGCCCAGCUGAUUAGCACCGGCCUGAACAUUCACCACCUCCACCAUCGACGCACAGUGUCUGCAGUGAGCACCGUCUACACAACGCACUGCAGUUACUCACCCAGGCUACUCCGACAGCACCUCCCAAACCUGUGACUAACUACCACUGAGAAGGUGGGGGUGAGCCGCCUUCUUGAACUACUGCAGUCCUUCUGGUGAAGGUGCUGUUGGGGAGGGAGUUCCAGGACUUAGACCCAGUGGCGAUGAAGGAACGGCGAUAUACUCCCACGUUGGGACGGUUUGUGACUCGGAGGGGAACCUGCACCUGGUGGCGUUUCUCUGUGAACGAGGUCCUCCCCGCUGGCUGAGCUGAUGGGUUUGAACUCCACCCUUGUGUUUAACAAAUGGGAAUUCCAAAGGCAACAAUCAACCUGCUGGAGGAACUCAGCGGGUCGAGCAGCAUCUGUGGGAGGAGAAGGGAAUUAGUGACAUUUUGGGUCAAAGCCCUGCGUCAGGACUGAGCUUGGGUUGGAGAGGGAAGCGGGAAGUGCCGGGUUGGAGGCUGUGACGUGAUGAGAUCUGUGACAGUGCGGGAGAUGGUCGCCUGGUGUCCGUCCGUGGGGUCAUGGUUCAAGGUUCUGAUGCAGGGUCUCGACCCCAAACAUCAACAUUUCCUCUCCCCCCACAGAUGCUGCCCGACCCACUGAGUUCCUCCAGCAGAUUGCGUCUUGCCCCAGAUUCCAGUGUCUGCAGUUUCUUGUGUGUCUGGAAAUUCCAAAUGGUUGUGGAGAUAUGUCUUUCACUUUACUUAAAACCUUCCUGUGAUCCAACUUACUGCCAUAGCUUUAAGAGAUUUCUCUCCUUUAUAUCCACUGUUGACCUACCCACUUUGAAAAAAUGUACAUGAUGCCUGGCAUGAAGCGACAGUGUAACUUGUCUAGACCUGUCUGAGGUUGGGCCAGGAUUUCAGGGUGAUUCACUGUGAUUAGAUCUCUGCAAGGUUUUCUAAAUCACCUUUCCAGAUCUAGGAUGUGUCCAACACACCACCAUCUGCCUUGAGUCACUCUCCUGCUGAUAAGCUGUGUUCUCCUGGUGGGCUGUGUACACACUCACCCAACACCGAAUUCCCCCACACACACACCUCCAGAACACUUGACACAAACUCUCUCGUCCCCUCACUUGAUCCUCCAUGAAGGGAAGAACACAAGGAAACGGGAGCAGGAGGAGGCCACUCGGCCCUUCAAUCCUGCCCCACCAUUCCAUGUGACCAUGGCUGACCUGCCUCAGGCCUCAUCUCCCCUUUUGUGCCAGUUCCCCAUCGCCCUCUAUUCCCUGAUCUUCCAAACAUUUAUCUCCCUCCUUUUUGAACUCCCCC
Messenger RNA from Pristis pectinata (smalltooth sawfish), 2707 nucleotides. RefSeq names its product BCL10 immune signaling adaptor (gene bcl10). Gene Ontology annotation, cellular component: cytosol; CBM complex. The record is from RefSeq and is a predicted model, not a curated record. Bases 194 to 901 code for a protein of 235 amino acids. The transcript is spliced from 3 exons. Gene Ontology annotation, molecular function: protein kinase B binding; kinase activator activity; NF-kappaB binding. Gene Ontology annotation, biological process: canonical NF-kappaB signal transduction; positive regulation of extrinsic apoptotic signaling pathway; apoptotic process. Lineage: Eukaryota; Metazoa; Chordata; Chondrichthyes; Rhinopristiformes; Pristidae.